Molecule: messenger RNA, 759 nt
Organism: Eruca vesicaria subsp. sativa (arugula)
Lineage: Eukaryota; Viridiplantae; Streptophyta; Magnoliopsida; Brassicales; Brassicaceae
Source: the annotation of a GenBank genome assembly
AUGAAUCUGAUUCUCUUUUGCUCGGUUUUUGUGUCUCAUGAUGGAAAGAGGACAAUGAACGCUGGGAAAUUGAAUGAGAAAGUUCUAAGACUGUUUAUUGCGUCUGGAAACGAAGAAGUUCUUUCUGCUAUCAAAGCUCUUAAAAUCAAAUUGGAUUUCACUCCCAUUAUUUCUCAAAUUGAAUGGGAAAUCUUAUAUCAAACGAAGAAGUUCAUACUCGAUGUCAUGAUAGAUUUAGAAUGUGUUGACGAUGAGCUGGUUUGGAAGCUGGAUUAUGGGCCGAGGAGGAAGGAAAGAGAGCUACAUAAUCUUAAAGUCCGAGAUGAUAUCAAUCUCUGGAAUUGUGGAUCCGGGUUCAUGGGUCUCGACAUUGGUACUGUGAUAAGACUAUUCGCUACACUGUCAGGAAGGAGAAUGCAGCGUAAAAAAGGUCAGUUCACAUCUACCAAGUCAAGCAAUGAGGAUUCUGCAUCCAAUGGAUCGGAUUGGGGGCCAAGCCAAAGCUGGGCCUUGGAUGGGACUGAGUCUCAGAAGCCAGAGGCUUUUGAGAAGUCAACUCCAAUGAUGCAACGUGGACCUGAAGGACCAAGAACACUUUGUAAUGCAUGUGGACUAAUGUGGGAAAACAAGGGGGUUCUUAGAGACUUAUCCAAAGCCCCUCCUCCUCCUCCAGCGGCAACACAUAAUCUGCCAAUAAAUAAGAUUGAUGAGUCAAUUCUUGAGGCUGAGCUAGCUGGUGAGAUUAGCAACUCACAGUGA